UGAGGGAUCUGAGCGUUUGCGUUUCGACUCCAUGACCCGUGGAUUCAGUGAAGUUCACCGUCUCUCCUCAGUUUCCUCUGUGACCCAGCCCACAUACGUACUCACCACAGAGUGGGCAUGGUUCUGGGAGGACGAGUACGGCCAAUGGGUCCAGUACGCAUCCAUCGUAAGUAGUGUGAAACACUCAAACAGGCUGAUGAGUUACAAGGACCAACAAAUUUGGUGUUGGAGAGAGUAAACUGUUAUUUUUUUCUAUAAAUCACAGAAAGAGAUGCACAGAUUAUCAUCCAUCACCAGUGAAGACCUUGAGAAAAGGUACCAGGAGGAUCAAAGUGCUGUGGUGAAGUUCACUGCAGGCCAGCAGUCUUAUGAGCUGAGUUUCAGAGGUAACACAUCUCAAACUCUUGAAAACAGCUCUCAUGUGCAACCUACUGUAAUAAUAAUAUAUUUUAGUUAUAAGCGCUUAGCACAAGUUACAGUUAGGGUCAAAAAGGCUACUCUUAUACACCCCUCCAAUUCCAUUACUAAAAUCAGCCGCAGGUAGCCUAGAUAUUAGCGAUGUGGAACAUUAGCUGUAAGGAUGCUGGUUCAAAUAGUUAUUCUUGUUAUUACAGAUUUGACGCAAAAAAACACAACAUAUGGCACUAUAAGGAUGGUCAGACGACGUCCUGUCUUUGUUUCAACUGUGGACGCACAAGCUGCCAGAAGCAGGUAAUAUAUGGAUGGGAAUGGACUGAGGAUGGGUACUAUGUUCUGUAUCGAACCAUUUAUUUUAUUACAUCAUUUCUAUAUUUACCUAAUAGAUUACUUAUAAUCAUAACUAUUUAGGAUAGACAAUAAAAUGUGGUUUUGUAUCUCAAACAAUAGAGGGAUUUAUUUAGUUGAGUAUGACUUGCAUAUUUAACUUGAGAACUAAUAGAGCUUUUCAAUUGAGCUGCUUUUUUCUUGGUGUUGUAUAUGAAGGUUAUUUUUCAUAUGUCAUUUCAGGAGAAAUGGACCACGCAACCCCUCUCAGAAUUUCAGAGCUGUUCUGUGUAUGUAUUGAUAAGGAUGAAUUAAGAGGAUGGGCACCAUGUUCUGUAUUUAACCUAAUAAACACUCACAAUGACAUAAUCAGUACUUGGAUAAUAAGUGGAAAACGAAAUAUACAGUACCAGUCAAACGUUUGGACACACCUACUCAUUCAGGGGGUUUUCUUUAUUUUUUACUAUUUUCUACAUUGUAGAAUAAUAGUGAAGACAUCAAAACUAGGAAAUAACACAUAUGGAAUCAUGUAGGUAACCAAAAAAGUGUUAAACAAAUCAAAAUAUAUUUUAUAUCUGAGAUUCUUCAAAUAGCCACCCUUUGCCUUGAUGACGGCUUCGCACACUCUUGGCAUUCUCUCAACCAGCUUCAUGAGAGAAUGCAUUUCAAUUAACAGGUGUGCCUUCUUAAAAGUUAAAUUGUGGAAUUUAUUUCCUUCUUAAUCCGUUUGAGCCAAUCAGUUGUGUUGUGACAAGGUGGGGGGGGGGGGGGGGGUAUACAGAAGAUAGCCCUAUUUGGUAAAAGACUAAGUCCAUAUUAUGGCAAGAACAGCUCAAAUAAGCAAAGAGAAACGACAGCCCAUCAUUACUUUAAGACAUGAAGGUCAGUCAAUACGGAAAAUCGCAAAAACCAUUGAGCGCUAUGAUGAAACUGGCUCUCAUGAGGACCUCCACAGGAAUGGAAGACCCAGAGUUACGCUCAUUAGAGGAUAAGUUCAUUAGAGUUACCAGCCUCAGAAAUUGCAACCCAAAUAAAUGCUUCACAGAGUUCAAGUAACAGACACAUCUCAACAUCAACUGUUCAGAGGAGACUGUGUGAAUCAGGCCUUCACAAUCCCCCGACAUCAACCCAAUUGAGAUGGUUUGGGUUGAGUUGGACUGCAGAGUGAAGGAAAUGCAGCCAACAAGUGCUCAGCAUAUGUGGGAACUCCUUCAAGACUGCUGGAAAAGCAUUCCAGGUGAAGCUGGUUGAGAGAAUCCCAAGCGUGUGCAAAGCUGUCAUCAAGGCAAAGAGUGGCUAUUUGAAGAAUCUCAAAUAUAAAAUAUAUUUUUAAUUAACACUUUCUUGGUCACUACAUGAUUCCAUAUGUGUUAUUUCAUUGUUUUGAUGUCUUCACUAUUAUUCUACAAUGUAGAAAAGAGUAAAAAUUAAGAAAAACCCUUGAAUGAGUAGGUGUGUCCAAACUAUUGACUGGUACCGUAGCCUAGGUAUUCAAUUGAGCUACUUAUUUUCUAUGUGUUGUAUGUCAUGUUCUUUUUUAUAUUUAUCCUCAGGACAAAUGGACCAUUCAACCCCUCUCAGAAUUUCAGAGCUGUUCCUGGAUCUUGGGACAAGUCUGCCAUACCUGACAGGUCAAUUGUUUACAUGUGGUUAUACUGCUUAGGCUUACAGGAAGGUUACUGUUUAACAUUUUGUUUCAGCAGUGACAACCAUUUUGUUUUCCCCUCCUGCAGACAGUCACUCUUCUGAGUUCUGACAGGGACUAUCAGAAGGUCCAGAGACUUUUCAACAAGACCAUGAGGGGCUUCCAAAUCACCGUCUGCUAAAUGGCAUAUUAUUAUUAUUAUUAUUAUUACCAGCAUCGAGAAGGUCCAAAACAGGGACCUCUUGGAAGUCUUCCAGUGGUAUGUUAACAUCAACUCUCACACACAAUCCUAGCAUGUUACUUCCAAAAUGCUAAGUAAACUCUGGCUCGAACAAGAUUAUGGGGAAGCAGCUAAUGUUUUUAUCCUGUUUUUUUAGGACAAGAGAUUUUAUGAAGAAAAACUAUGGAGGUAAAAACAGCAAGGAGCUACAUCUCUUCCAUGGUAACGGACCCAAAACACGUAGACGCCAUUUGCAGAGAGAACUUCGACUGGAGGCUGUGUGGAACCAACGGAACUGUGUAUGGCGACGGUAACCUCAUGUUAACCAAUUGCCAGAAGUGUAAUCAGAUUUUAGAAGCAGUCAUUAUCUCACUAUAGUCUGUCAUUUUGUUUUACUGAUGAUCUUCUCUGUUUGUUUUAGGGAGUUACUUUGCCAGGGAUGCCAAGUACUCACACAGCUACACCAGCCACUCAGGUGUGAGGUCCAUGUUUGUUUGUCGGGUGGUUGUUGGUGACUACACACGGGGUAAAUCCUACCUCCGUCGUCCCCCUCCAAAAGGCGAGGGAAACCCCACUUCCUAUGACAGCUGUAUGGACAAUGUCCUGGACCCGUCCAUAUAUGUGGUGUUUGAAAAGCAUCGGGUAUACCUGGAGUUCCUCAUCAGAUAUGAUGAUAUUGUCAUGCUCUGGUCCUCUUCGGCUCCAGCUUCACCCAAAAGUGUCUCUAUCCAAUCAUCUUCCAUUGUCCAAUACCCAACAUCCAACCGGAUUCAAGCAGCAGCUGCUGCUACGCUGUCAAACUCUCGAGUUCCAUUGACUUCCACUUUGAGUCCAUCUCAAGCUGCCACCACUACCUCUAAUCCAACCGAUUCUCUUCCCCGUUCACGUCUCCCAAAACCUGCC
Molecule: messenger RNA, 3512 nt
Organism: Coregonus sp. 'balchen'
Lineage: Eukaryota; Metazoa; Chordata; Actinopteri; Salmoniformes; Salmonidae
Source: the annotation of a GenBank genome assembly